UGUUGCCAGGUCAUCAGCGCGGCGGCCACCGACGUGGACUGCCACGUGCAGGACCCGCUGGGCAGCACCGUCUACAGCGAGACCAGGAAGCAGUACGACAGCUUCACCCACCGGGCGGCGCACGCCGGCGUCUACCAGUUCUGCUUCAGCAACGAGUUCUCCACCUUCUCCCACAAGACCGUCUACUUCGACUUCCGAGUGGGCGACGAGCCCCCCAUCCUCCCAGAAAUGGGGGGCAAGGUCACAGCGCUCACCCAGAUGGAGUCCGCCUGCGUGACCAUACACGAGGCCCUGCGGACGGUGAUCGACUCCCAGACGCACUACCGGCUCCGGGAGGCCCAGGACCGGGCGCGGGCGGAGGACCUCCACAGCCGGGUCUCCUACUGGUCUCUGGGCGAGACCGUGGCCCUGUGCCUGGUGGGCGUCAGCCAGGUGCUGCUGCUCAAGAGUUUCUUCACCGAGAAGCGGCCCGGCAGGGCAGCCCCCUCCUAGUUGGGGCGUCCUGGCCGGCCCCUCACCCCCCGGACGGGGCAGCUCCGAGGCCGCAGGGCUGAGGGCUGUGGGCUGAGGGUGUGACCCCGGCUGUGGCCGUCCUGCGCUCACCUCCCCUUCGGGUCAGAGGCCUCACCCUUGUCCCCGGACGGAGUAUGGACAGAGCUCAGGACUGACAGUGUCCCCUGCACUGGGCGUGAGGCUGGACGGAGCGGCCUGCAGUCGGACGGGCCGGCGGGUCCUAUCGUGUGGAGAGGGAGGGAGGGCUCCGUCCAGGGACCGUGCCGCCCGCCUGCACGCAGGAAUGGAGUGGGAGCGGGGACUGGGUGCCGGUCGCUGUGCGUCCGCUAGGAGGGGGGACGUCGGCUAAUAAAGACGCAGCGUGAGCGCC
Myotis davidii is the source of this 883-nucleotide messenger RNA. RefSeq names its product transmembrane p24 trafficking protein 3 (gene TMED3). Lineage: Eukaryota; Metazoa; Chordata; Mammalia; Chiroptera; Vespertilionidae. The record is from RefSeq and is a predicted model, not a curated record. The transcript is spliced from 3 exons. Gene Ontology annotation, cellular component: endoplasmic reticulum; COPI vesicle coat; Golgi apparatus. Gene Ontology annotation, biological process: intracellular protein transport; Golgi organization; endoplasmic reticulum to Golgi vesicle-mediated transport. The annotation marks the transcript as partial.